Molecule: messenger RNA, 3717 nt
Organism: Dreissena polymorpha
Lineage: Eukaryota; Metazoa; Mollusca; Bivalvia; Myida; Dreissenidae
Product: interaptin-like
Exons: 10
Coding region: 368-1612 (414 amino acids)
Source: RefSeq, a predicted model, not a curated record
AUGUGUGGACCCGGUCUGUGGCAAGAACUCUACUAAAUUAACUUUCUAGACUCGCGAACGUUUGGAUGAAUUUUGAAUUUUAGAUUCAAGUUGAAGUUUUUUUCUUAGUUGUAACUCAAAGAUUUUUAAUUUUAAUGUGGUCUUAUGGUGUGGGAAAUGUAGAGUACCCGGAAGAAACCACGCCUGUCCGGUAUGGUGACCAUCAAAAUGUAUAAAGGCAUGUUACUGAUAUGAGGCUAGUUCAGAUAAGGACGCUGAAGCCAACACGCCAAUAUACAGUCGCUGUUCGUAGUAUUGGAAAACGAAACACGAUUUUAAAGCGCAUAGUUUUGAAGAUCUAACAAGGAUAUGCUUAUCUGGAACACUCAUGCGUCCGAUUUACCCUUCCAUGCGGUCAAGCAUCGCCGUUUCGGAAUGUGCUGACCCUUGUCAACAUAAUACAGGCGGAAAAAAACGGACACCCGAACAAGAUCCCGGACACCGACCACAGAAGGAACAUGAGGGUGAAACAGUUCAACUACGUGAAACUUUGAAGCUGAAACAGAAUCACAUUUGCAUUUUAGAAAAACAAAUUGAGGAAUUAAAAGAUGAGUUAAAGGAACAGAACCGGGCUAAUGCAGAACUUACAAAUAAUGUGUCCCAUUUAAAGGAUAAAAUUGGGACACUGCAAAAAUGUAUUGAUGGGCUUAAAAAGGAGACCGACAAGCGGAAGAGCGAAGUAGAUCCUGAAGGUGAUGAAUCUCAAGACAUGACAAUCGAUGGUGAACAUUUACAAAGACAUCAAAUCAGGCGUGAUCACCAGUCAAUUAAGCGUAAAGGCAAAUUAAAUGCGGAAAAAACUAGAAAGAAAGAAGUAAAAAAGAGACAUGACGAACCAGUACCUUCAAAAAAGUUUUUUGAUAUAGAACGCAACACAAAUCUUGGAAGGCGAAAUGUAAAAACACGUGGAAUACAAACAUCGACUUGCGCUUUCGACGAACAUCGUCAACUUCAAAUCGAGUUCCAAAAGGUUUUAAAGAGGAAAGAGGAAUGUGAGCAUCACAUGAGUAAACGUGCAAAACAAUACAGCACUUUACAGGAAAAAAAAUUGUUUUUUGAACAAAAAUGCCUUAAAUUGACCGAUGAAAUUUCGUCGAAUUAUCGAAGAUAUGAAGACGAAAAACUCGAACUUCAACGUAAAUGCACUGAGCUUACUUCGCUGGUACAGUUGUUGAAACGUCUUACGUCACAAGCCGAUGAGAAAACUGCACUCUUCCGAACAAAGGUAGAUGAACUGCAACAAAAACUUGACUCUAAAAGAAAUGAAUUACAACAACUAAAUGAGGAUUUGCAAAACAAAGCGAAAAUCCUAGAACAGGAGAAAUCUAAGAGCGCUCUACAAAAAGCAAAGCUUUUAGAAGAAAAUAUUGUUAUUGAAAAACAGUCAAAGAAGUGGAAAAAUGAGGCGGAUGAUUUUCGCAGAAAGUACCAAGAUAUAAUGGAACCGUUGGAGGCUGUGUUCACUGAUCCCAAAGGCAUUCUAGAAAUGUCACUUCAUUUAAUGCAGAUUUCCGAAUUGUUGUCGCGUUACAAAAACGAAGAUCAUUCAUUAGCAAAGACCGAAACGGAGUAGAAGUUGCCAAGCAGUAAAGAAGAGUUGGGUGCAUACUCUUAACAAUAUGCUUUACCUACAAUAAUCUCUCACAAGGGCGAUACAGGGAGUUAACCUUGUAUAUAUUUUAAUAUAAUGCAACCAGUAGCCAUACAUUAACAAUUAUAACAAGUAUUCUACUUUAAUUAUUAUUCACAUCGAUGUUUUGUCUUCAAAGUUUCAUACAUGUAUGAAGGUUGCUUCUAUGUAUUUAUUUUGUUCCCAUAUUGUUUGUAGCUUUCGAGCACUUAGAUCCUUAUCUAGAACAUCAUGUGGUAAAUAUCUUUAUGGAACAUUUUAUUCCUAUUUUUCAUAUUGGCAAGUGUCUUCACAUAAUGUAUCUAUAUGGAAAAUUUAAAACAAAAGUUUAUUAUUUGUUGUGUACAAUUGGUUUUCUUUUUUUGAAAGGUUUUUAACAGUUUAUGUAUAAAUGUAUAUUAUUUUAUUUAGGGAUGCAAGAGGUUAACCGGUUAACCGGUUAACCUACCGAACGACCAGUUAACCGGUUACAUUUUCGUCAAAAGGUUAACCUGGGAACAAAAUUGAUUGUGUUUUUUGUGUAUCGAAUAACUUUUACAUUUUUACUUUUUUCGCGUGACAUACUGCCAAAUUGCGCUGGCGACUAGAUAAAACAACAUGCCGCACAGUCGACGGUAAUAAAUAACGUGUCAACAAACACAGCAAUAAAGCAAUAAAUCAAUACCUUUAUGAUAACAAAUAGGCGUUAGUUUUGAUAAUUUGCACCAUUGUUUUGUUUGACUCGCGAAAAUUUAACUAGAGAACUGCGGGGCUAUUAGUGAAGACGUAAUUGACACGUUUAUCGAACUCGCGAUAAAAAAACAGUUUAGACAAUGCACGGCUUUUUGAUGUUUUGUUAACCAAUAUCCAACACUGAUUGCUCGCGAAAAUAACGUGUUUAAUAAGUAACAAUUUUAUUAGGAAUGCAUUCGUAGUUAAAAUCUUGUCGAGUUAACGUCGUAUUUGUUUCUGAGAAAGUAUUACCAUUAUUGUAAUUUACGUCACCAACGAUGCCACCAUUACCGUCCGAGGUAUGGAAACACUUCAGAAAAUCGGCAGACAAGAGCACUGCAUCUUGUCUGUUAUGCAGUGCAACAAUUCAACUGCAUGGCGGCACCUCAAAUCUUCGAAAUCAUAUAAAAUUUAAGCAACCGUCCGUUGAUAACAACAAGGCCAGUCCGGAUGUGGCAAAGCAACAGACGUUACACCAGGUUUAUGGCCCCCGUCUUGCUUCGAGCGAGGCGAUCAAUCAGGCCCUUGCAAAUUUCGUGGUCCAGGCAUACGUGCCCAUGAAAAUCGUGGAACACGAGAGUUUUCGUCAUCUGAUGCAACUUCUGAAUCCGCAGUACGAGGUGCCUUCUAGAACAACCGUCAGGGCGCGCAUUGACCAGCAGUAUAAUGACGCAAAGAAGUCUCUGCUGUCCAGUCUUCAGGGAAGCACGUCAGUCGCCCUCACAACUGACUCUUGGACAUCCAAUGCCACAGAAGCAUACCUCACAGUAACCGUACACUACAUCAAAGAUGACUGGUCAAUGGAGUCGCGCAUACUUAUGAUCCGCGCCAUGCCAGAGCGACACACCGGCGAAAACCUUGCAAUUCGCCUUAAGGAUUGUGUGGAUGAGUUUGGUCUGAAGGGACGUGUUGAAGCAUGUGUUCACGACAAUGCCAGAAAUAUUGACGUAAUAUAAGCGGCCCAAUCAAAAAAUAGAAUAAUGACGCAAGCGAUCUCAAAUUAGAAAUUACUUUCGUUUCUAUAGAGCGGUUCGAGCAGUAUGACAUUUUUAUGUACUCUAACAUUGAAACUACCUAACGCGUUUCGGUUAACCGGUUAAUAACCGGUUACGGCAAAAGGUUAACCGGUUACUGAUUUUUGUAACCUCUUGCAUCCCUAAUUUUAUUGAUUCGCAGCUCAAGAUAUUUGCUUAAAUUCAUUGCAGUAAUUAUAUUCAUUUGUUUAAAAGUAUUGAAAACAUACUGAUCAUAUGUAACAUUCAAUGUAUUGUUUACUGUACUAGUUUCUGCCAUUUUGAUUUGCAUCCGGUUUAGAUAAAAUAAACUUUUAUUUGCUA